This is a messenger RNA of Folsomia candida, 2463 nucleotides long. RefSeq names its product zinc finger MYM-type protein 1. Lineage: Eukaryota; Metazoa; Arthropoda; Collembola; Entomobryomorpha; Isotomidae. The coding region runs from base 1 to 2463 and encodes 820 amino acids. Gene Ontology annotation, molecular function: protein dimerization activity. The transcript has 4 exons. The record is from RefSeq and is a predicted model, not a curated record.
AUGGGUACAAUUAGUAAUCCCAAUCUGAAGCCUAUUUCUGCACGGAAAGAAGAAAGUGGCGCAUCCAAGAAGAAGAAAAGAAAAAUAAAUAACGAAAAAACUGCAAAGCUGGCUGAUGCUGCUGCAAAAUUUUUUAAACUUGAUUCGUCAUCAACACCUGAGUCUGAGACACUUUCAAAUGAUACUGAACGGCAAAGUGGUGACCCCGAUGCUGCUGACGUUCCAAUAAGUUCAGCCUCUGAUACCGCUCUCGAGGUCCAGGAAAAUCAAGGCGAGACUGACUCUGGAGUCAGAGGCUUUGAAAUAUAUGAAAAUGCAUUUAUAGCGUCGGAUCCGAGCACCUGGAAUAAUCCAUUAAAAUCCGGGGAAAGGAGCCAGCUCAUGUCAAACAGACCUCUUCAAGAAAUACCAAAGCAGGGUGAACAAGGCAGCGUGUCUUUUAAUGUGUCACAGUACAAUAAAAUCGGCUCAAAUCCAAACAAUCCAAACGAAUUGUAUGCCAGGGAUUGGCUACUGUACAGUGUCUCGACAAACAGCUUGUUUUGUUAUUGCUGUUCGUUAUUUGCCAGAAUUGACUCAAGAAAGACACAAUCUCCGUGGAUCAAUUUUGGAAUUGGGAAUUCAGGAUUCAACGACUUUGUUCAUCAAUCAAGAAGAAUAAAAGGUCACGAAGAGAGUCAAAUGCAUUUCCAAGCUUUAAUUUGUUGGCGUCAAAGUGAGAAAGCAUCGAGGUCAGGCAAUUCUCUGGAGAAACUUGCCACGGCUGAAAUGCAAAAAGGGAUUCAUCACUGGAAACAGGUUCUACAUUGUAUUGUUGAUGCAAUAUUGUAUCUCGCAAAAAAUAACCUGGCGUUUAGAGGAUCGUCAAGUCAAAUUCACGACGAUAAUUCUGGGAACUUUUUGUCGCUGAUCGAAUUGCUUAGCAAAUAUUCUCCUGCGUUGGCCAUUCAUGUCAACAAUUUAUCCAAAAACCGAACCAGCUAUUUGUCACCGUCAAUUCAAAAUGAGUUCAUCUCAAUUGCGGGAGAAAACAUACGAAGAGAAAUUCUCAAGCAUAUCAAGUCUAGAAAAUUUUUCUCGAUAAUGUUUGAUGCGACGCCAGAUAUUUCUCAUCGAGAGCAAAUUAGUGAAAUCAUUCGCACUGUAAAAAUUUCCAAGGACGGCUGCUACAUAGAAGAAAAUUUCAUCCGUUUCAUUAGUUUUGAUGGCAAAACUGGAGAACAAUUGACAAAGAUGAUCGUGGAUACCUUGAAGAAUGACGAUCUGGAUAUUGGAAUGUGCCGGGGCCAAGGGUACGAUAAUGGAUCAAAUAUGGCAGGAAUGUACAAAGGAGUCCAAGCUCGUGUCAAGGAAAUUAACCCUAAGGCAAUUUGUAUUCCAUGCGCCGCACAUUCCCUGAAUCUGGUUGGUCACAAUGCAGUCAACAAAGUUCCCGCUGCUAAGCUGUUACUUGGACAAAUACAAAAUCUGUACACGUUCUUCUCGGCGUCCCCGUCACGAUGGACGAUUCUUAAGAAACACACAAAGAAGACCCUUAAAGCUCAAUCUCACACAAGAUGGUCUUGUAAAUAUGACGCCGUUUCAGCUCUCCUUGAGGAAUUCGAUGGUGUAUACGAGGCUUUGCUCGAGUUGGCCGAAUCUUCUGAAGUCAAUGCGCAGACAUCUUUACAGAAGAAAGACAUGGAAGUAGAUGCCGGCGCAAAACAUCUAAGAUGUCUGCUGGAUUGGUUGAAUGAGUUCAGGGUGAAUGGAUAUGACAAAUCCUUGGAAAAAGCCAAAGCGAGAGCUUCUGAAAUUGGUGUUAAUUGUAACUCCGGGUUUGAUUAUCGUGCAUCUCGAGGAAACAGACCUUCAAGAUAUCGCGAUGGGGUUCAAAACCCACCUACCCAAAGCAAUGAAGAAACGUUUAAGAGUGAAUUUUUCCAGAAAAUCAUGGAUCAAAUUAUUGACGAAAUAAGAUCCCGGUUUCAAACUUUACAACAAGUAGCGUCAGACUUCAGUUUUCUUUGGGGACAUAAGUUGGAAACAUAUUCAAGUGAAGAAAUGAAGAAAAACGUGAUGGAUCUCGUGAAGUCAUAUGGAAACGAUUUUGUUGGUGAAACAUUUUUGCGAGAAGUGGAACAUCUGAAAAGGGCAAUCUCGGCUUUUCUCGACAAACCUUUGCAAAAAACGAUGCCAUUGGAUAUUCUUAACGUCUUGACAGCAAAUGGACUCCAAGAACAAUUUAUAAAUUGUCAUACGGCUUUACGAAUAUUCUUGACUCUCCCAGUAACCGUCGCAACGAACGAGCGAAGCUUUUCUAAGCUUAAGAUAAUCAAUAAUUAUUUGCGGUCGUCAAUGGGGCAAGAAAGAUUAAGUGACCUUUCAAUUAUUUCUAUAGAACACAACUAUGUUAAGGAUAUGUCCUUCGAUAAAAUAAUUGAUGAUUUCGCUGUAGCAAAAUGCAGAAAUGUGCAAUUCUGA